Molecule: messenger RNA, 2753 nt
Organism: Mytilinidion resinicola
Lineage: Eukaryota; Fungi; Ascomycota; Dothideomycetes; Mytilinidiales; Mytilinidiaceae
Exons: 2
Coding region: 120-2498 (792 amino acids)
Cellular component (GO): cytoplasm
Molecular function (GO): protein kinase binding
Source: RefSeq, a predicted model, not a curated record
CUCCGCCUCUGCCUCCUACGGCGACGUCUCCGAUUUCUUCCCUCAUUUCUCCUCGAGCAUAAUACCCCUUCCGGCACGCGAACGCCCUACAUGUCCUCGCGGCCAGCGAUUUUUGAACUAUGGACACAGAGGAUGGGCAGAUAUUCAUAAAGAAUCUGGCCUACUUUGUACGAACUCACGAAAAAGCACUCGCCAACGCCCUGCAGCUGCAGCGCCAAUCUCCUAAAAAUGCAUCCACCGUAGGCGGAGGCCCUGCCUCGCCGACUUCGAAUACACCCUCCAACUCUGCCUCAACCUUUGCGGCAGCCCUCUCCCUCCCCUACCUUACAUUUACCUCGCAAACAAUAAAGCCCGCAAAGCUGACCCUGACCCCGCACCACCUCUUCUACCUCCUCUCCCGCUUCGAGGAGAUGUCGAUACCUGUGGGACCGAUGAAUAUUAGGUUGGAAAACAUACACUCCGAGUCAACAAAUUAUGUCUCGUUCUUGAGCAAGGCACAAAGGAAUAAAAGCAGGGCAUCCGAUCGUGACUCAAUGCACUCCGUGUCCAGCAUACGCAGUGUAAUGUCAGGAAUGUCUUCGCUAUGGUCUACGCUUGGCCUUGCUUCCAACAGUGCAGCCAAGGCAGAAAAGCAGAAGGCUGCUAUUCAAGAGGACCUCAAAUACCUCUAUUCUGCCUUUACCAAGAUUCCGUGCUUACGGCUGGCGCCCGACCACAAAGCCCGCCUCAUCGCAGGAUACGAGGAAUUCCCUUUUGAUAGUGCCGUUCCUCUGUUUGCAUUCAAGAACCUGAGUGCCCUUGAGAUCUACGACGUAGACUUCCGCCAGUUCUAUGGUUGGGACCGACUAGCCGAGCAACUACGGAGCCUCACUGUCAAAAGAGCCGGAGUGGACGACCCAACUGAUUUGCUGAUUAACGUUGUCCUGGACGAUAUGGACAAACGAAGGAAAAGGUCUGCCAAGGCUCCACCGUCACCCGUCACGCCGUGGACUACCCCUGGCACUGCUACCAAGAAUGUUGAUAUUGCGAGGUCGCAAACACCACCGGCUUCGCCAGGCGACAGACUUGGUCUAAAUAGCCCCCAAAGCGUGCCCAUGGCGCGGAGUGGAUCUAGUGAAUCAAAGUCCAAAGCCCGCCCCCGGCAACGGAGUGCCUCACCCACGCGACCUCACAGCUCCAGGCAUGGCUCGACCAAUGUGUACGGCAGGAAUAGUACGGGGAAUAUCCGACGUUCAUCUGGAAGCUCGGGCUCUAGCAUUCAGUCAGCGACUCCUCGCAAUAGCACAUCCAAUCUGUUGUCCACGCCGUGGUUCCCGUCAACCAAGUGGAGAUUCUUGAGGCAUCUGAGUCUUGCUGACAAUGCCUUGACCAACAUAUCAACAGCAAGUCUGGCUCCACUGGCCAAUACUUUGCAGUCUUUUGAUCUUUCAGCAAAUCUUUUUACAGAGAUACCUGACAGUUUGGCCUCAUUGACAUCUCUCCGUGCGCUAAAUCUUUCAAACUGCAUGAUCGAGUCGUUGCACUCAUUGGGAAGAAGUCCGCUGCCGGCUAUUACUACACUGAACCUCCGUUCCAACCGUCUGAUCUCGCUUGCCGGCGUAGAGCGACUGCUGUCUUUGGAGCGUGUUGACUUGCGUGAUAACAAGCUAACAGAUCCAACCGAAGUCGCUCGUCUGACAGGCAUUCCAGAAAUACAGGAGAUCUACGUCGGUCGUAACCCGUUCUGCAAAACACACAGCAACUAUCGUGUUACAAUCUUCAACUUGUUCCGAAAAACGCCCGGGUAUGCUGAGGAUAUUGUCAUUGACACGACUGGGCCAGGCUACAGCGAACGCAAGCAGCUGGUUGAUAGGGCCCCAGAACGUCCCAAUGUUCCAGUCAUGAAACCACCUCCAGAGGAUGACGUGAGUGCACCUCCGCCUCCUCCGCCCAAGCCGCGCCCGGCCUUUGCGGAUGUUCCCGGACAGGGUAAUAUCGAAGCCCAGACUCAAUCGGCGAGAUCACACCACCGUUCGAGAAGCGACUAUGGGACUGGUGGAGCCGGGUCGCAAAGGCGACGCAAACCAAAGCGGCGGAUAGUGGAGCUAUCGCAAAGCGAGCAUGCACAAUCUGCAGCUUUAUCAGUUCCGCCACCUGAAGAUCUAUACACCAGCCCGGUCAAGCCACAGCUACAUACCGCUCACACAGCAUCUGAAGCUUUGACUACCGUACACACCCACCCCGACCAUGAGCAGCUCCCUCUCAUAAACACCGCCCUAGCUACCCACCCUAAAGACUCUGCAGUGGAGUUUGACGUUAGCAGCGACCUCUACAAAAAGAAAAUCGAAGCUUUGCGGCAGGACUUCGGAAGCACGUGGCUGAGUGCCCUUGGGGAUGAGUCGUGGGACUCUCAAACGGUGGGCAGCUUCCCCGAGCGGGGCUUCUCACCUCCGCUCAAGCCGUCUCUGACACGGACGCCCAGCCAAGGCAUCGUGUCAGGAGGGCGAACGCUCGGCUGAGGCCAUAUUCUUCUUCGAACACGCAGUACUCUUCAUGGGCAAUGAGUACCUGAGGUUCUUGUGACACCACCGACACCGCACGAUUGUCGAGAAUGGCCCCAUUACUCCCAAUAACGUGGUACAGGAUCUACCUUGUCUGGCGCAAAGAUCGGCCCCUUUACCUCAAGUUGUUCCUGCAGACCCUUUCCCUCAUCCUCGCUUGCAUUCAGUUGGAAAUGGUCGAAGAAGACCCUACCAAAAGGUGGUUCAGACCUA